UCUAGUCUUGUUAUUCGUAAACACAUUGAUUCUGGGCAAACGUUUACAUCGUAACGAAGGAACCGGGUACUAAUUAAUCCAACAUGUCUUUAGCUGAUGAAUUAUUGGCCGAUUUGGAAGAUGACAAUGAUGUCGAUGAUGAUUUGGCGGGAAUGGAAGCCGCGGCCGAUGAAGUUCCCGAAGAUAUCGAACAAUUCCUAAAACCCACACCAAAUCUUAUGGAUGUUGAUGUCCAGGUUCAUUCCAUACGUGAAUUGUGUAAACUACGAGAUUCGGAACGGCUGCAGAAUAUUUUGAAACAAAUCGAAAUGUAUUCGCAGCGUCAACGCACGUCCAGUGAAAUGUUGGGCAAUGUGGAGUCAGAUCCAGAAUAUCGUCUAAUUGUGGAUGCCAAUGCAUUGGCCGUUGAUGUGGAUAAUGAGAUAUCAAUUAUUCACAAAUUUGCCAAAGAAAAAUAUCAGAAACGUUUCCCCGAAUUGGAGUCCUUGAUUUUGGGGGAAAUUGAGUAUUUACUGGCUGUCAAGGAGUUGGGCAAUGAUCUGGAUCAGGUGAAGAAUAAUGAAAAGCUGCAGGCUAUUCUCACCCAGGCCACCAUUAUGAUUGUUUCCGUAACAGCUUCCACCACUCAGGGCACUUUUCUUACUCCCGCCGAAAAAGCUCAAAUAGAUGAGGCCUGUGACAUGGCCAUUGAGCUAAAUAACAUUAAAACCAAAAUCUAUGAAUAUGUGGAGAGUCGCAUGACUUUUAUUGCCCCAAAUCUAUCAAUGAUUGUGGGUGCCUCCACGGCCGCCAAACUUUUGGGCAUUGCCGGUGGUCUUACAAAACUUUCCAAAAUGCCUGCCUGCAAUGUACAAGUUUUGGGCUCCCAGAAGAAAACCCUGGCCGGCUUUUCCAAAACCCAAAUGUUACCACACACUGGCUAUGUGUUCUUUUCGCAAAUUGUCCAAGACACUCCGCCCGAUUUGAGGCGCAAGGCAGCCCGUUUAGUGGCCGCCAAGGCGGUGUUGGCUGCUCGUGUCGAUGCCUGCCAUGAGAGUGUACACGGAGAAAUUGGUUUGAAAUUUAAAGAGGAUAUUGAAAAGAAACUGGACAAAUUACAGGAACCGCCACCGGUGAAAUUCAUAAAACCCUUACCCAAACCCAUAGAGGGUAGCAAAAAGAAGCGUGGCGGUAAGCGGGUGCGCAAAAUGAAGGAACGUUAUGCCCUGACCGAGUUCCGUAAACAUGCCAAUCGCAUGAACUUUGGUGAUAUUGAAGAAGAUGCCUAUCAAGAUGAUUUGGGUUAUUCUCGUGGUACCAUUGGCAAGACCGGUGCUGGCAUACGUCUACCCCAGGUUGAUGAGAAAACCAAAGUUCGCAUUAGCAAAACGCUGCAAAAGAAUUUACAAAAACAACAAGUCUAUGGUGGUAGUACAACGGUGAAACGUCAAAUUGUAUCCGGCACAGCUUCCAGUGUGGCAUUUACUCCGCUACAAGGUUUGGAAAUUGUCAAUCCCCAGGCGGCAGAAAAAUCUCAGACUGAAAUGAAUGCCAAAUAUUUUUCAAAUACUUCGGGAUUUUUGUCCGUUGGAAAAAGAACCACAUAAUUUACACGCACACAGCAUAAUUCCGAACUAGCGUUCGUUUUUGUUUAUUACAAAAAAAAAAACAAUAAGACAUCAAUACAAAAAAUCACUAUUCUUAAUAAAGAAAAAUAUCAUGAAUUAUUAAAAAAAUCUGAAGAUUCUGUAGACAAAACGACAUAUUUUUUUAUACAAAAAUAGUAAAAAAAUAAAAUUUCGAGGUAUUUGGUCUGGAAAAGCCUAGUCAUAAAA
Molecule: messenger RNA, 1814 nt
Organism: Musca domestica (house fly)
Lineage: Eukaryota; Metazoa; Arthropoda; Insecta; Diptera; Muscidae
Gene: Prp31
Product: U4/U6 small nuclear ribonucleoprotein Prp31
Exons: 5
Coding region: 84-1586 (500 amino acids)
Biological process (GO): spliceosomal tri-snRNP complex assembly; mRNA splicing, via spliceosome
Cellular component (GO): precatalytic spliceosome; U4/U6 x U5 tri-snRNP complex; U4 snRNP
Source: RefSeq, a predicted model, not a curated record